Xenopus tropicalis (tropical clawed frog) is the source of this 1982-nucleotide messenger RNA. It is a transcript of the gene sirt5, whose product is annotated as sirtuin 5. Gene Ontology annotation, cellular component: mitochondrion; nucleus; cytosol. The record is from RefSeq and is marked validated. Gene Ontology annotation, molecular function: NAD+ binding; protein-glutaryllysine deglutarylase activity; NAD-dependent protein lysine deacetylase activity. Lineage: Eukaryota; Metazoa; Chordata; Amphibia; Anura; Pipidae.
GUUCGCUGUUUGGUGUUAAGCCGAGAGCUGAAGGCCUGGCUCUGGCUGGACAGCAGGUAAAGAAUUUGUUCAGUAGGAUUUUCUACUAUUACACGGCUGACACAGGGGUCUGGAGACAGACAAGAGGGGCUUCAACCAGACACUUCCUGGAAAAUCGGAACUGCAGUUAAACUCCGCCCUUUCCUUGCAUUAUAAUAAUUUGGCCUAAUGAUUCUUCUUCCGUUCCACACCAGAAGACUGGUGAGCCACGUUUACUGUGGACUGAAACCAGCCUCCAAAAAAAAGGGUAUAGCCCUGGAAAUGGCACGCCCAAGUUCUAAUCUGGCUGAUUUCAGAGAAGCCUUUGCAAAAGCGAAGCACAUCGCAGUUAUUACAGGCGCAGGAGUCAGCGCAGAGAGUGGAGUGCCAACAUUCAGAGGAGCUGGAGGAUACUGGAGAAAAUGGCAAGCACAGCACUUGGCAACACCUGAGGCUUUUGCCAGAAAUCCUUCCCGUGUAUGGGAGUUUUAUCAUUACCGGAGGGAAGUGAUGUUGACAAAGAAUCCAAAUCCAGCUCAUUUAGCCAUUGCAGAAUGUGAAACCAGGCUUAGGAAACAGGGGAGGAAGCUGGUGGUCAUCACCCAGAACAUUGAUGAGUUACACCGCAAAGCAGGCUCCAGAAACCUAUUUGAAAUUCAUGGCAGCUUAUUUAAGACACGUUGUACUAGCUGUGGAAGUGUCAAAGAAAACUACAAAAGCCCCAUUUGUCCAGCUCUUGCCGGAAAGGGUGCUCCUGAGCCUGAUGUACAAGAUGCUAAAAUCCCAGUAGAGCAACUUCCACGAUGUGAUGAAAAUGGCUGCAAUGGUCUUCUGCGUCCUAAUGUUGUUUGGUUUGGAGAGACCUUGGAUUCUAAUCUCCUCGGAGAAGUGGAAAAAGAACUUGAAAUAUGUGACCUCUGUGUGGUGGUUGGAACUUCAUCAGUUGUGUAUCCUGCAGCAAUGUUUGCACCUCAGGUGGCUGCUAGAGGAGUGCCUGUAGCAGAAUUUAACAUGGAAAAUACCCCAGCUACGACAAGCUUUACGUUUCAUUUUCAGGGGCCCUGUGGAACAACUCUGCCACCGGCAAUAGCACGCCACGAGACAGAACUGAUUUCUUAAAUUUAACACCCUAUGCAGAGGAGCAGCUGUUCCUAAGACUUUACUGUAUAUAUGGUGUAUGAACAAAAGUCUUUACUAUAGGAAAAAAAAGCGAGAAUGGACCAGCAGUCUUGCAAGCAAUCACUUCAAAGUGCUUUUGAGAAGGCUAAUAUUUGUCAUGUAAUAAUCCUUGUGGUUGCUGAGAAUUUUCUCCACUUGCACUAUGGAAGAUAAUUUGCACCAUACAUGAAAUGAUUGUGCGUUUAAAUAUGGAAUAAUGUUUAAACCAGUAAACUUGCUGGUUGUUAUUCUUCUUUAUUAUAUCUGUUACAUGAAUUAUUUUCUGUAUAUUUGCAUGAUUGGUUAUUAUUCUGUUUGACCAAAAAAAACAAGCAAAAUAAAAAUGCCCGCUGGGCAUUUUAAUACUAAGAACAAGACACAGGUCACACUAUUAGGCCUUACAUAAUUGCAUUUUUUAGUGCUAUAUAGUGAGGAAACUGCAUUUACUAAAAGAAAUCUUAGAUUUUCUUUUUCAUCCCAAUCAGAAAUGUCUCCAGUACAAAAAAAAACUUUCUUCCAGUUUUGCUGAUUAAUGCUCAAAAUGCAAUUUCUGUAAUGUAAUAAAUAUGAAAACUGUUGUGUUGUGUGUGCAGAUGAUGUAUCGUUAAACCAGUGUUGCAGGCAGUUUAGAUCUGGGUAGAUGUUUUGCACAGCUUUUUUAUUAUGGAAGUGUGGGACCAAUCACAUUACAUAUAAUGCUGAAGGGAGAGUGUAGCAGAUUGUUCUGAUUGACUGUGGAAAGAUCGCUUCCUAAUUUAUCUCUAUGAAGUCAAAAUAAAUCUGGAUGCAAACUGAUUUUUAUGUAA